GGCGGGUCCAAGGCGCCCAGGUGGCCGCGACGGAAGGGCUUGUUUCUCUGGCCUAGGCUGUGGUUGGCAGCCGGCUGGGGAGAGAAGGGACUCAGGGAGGCAACCUGGUUCCCGCCCGUUGCUGAUUUCGCAGCGCUCUCCCGGGCUGCCCCCUUUUCCUUCCCCCUCAGGCCACUACUUGGAGCGUUCCGCUCCGCGGCGGGGGCGGAGCCAGGGGCGGGGCUGAGCGCGGCCUGGGCGGGCUACCCGGCGGCUGGGGUGGGCGGGCGUCUUCUUCCCGCCCGACGGACCACCACGCGACCGCCGGGACGUAAAAGGGGCUCGGCAGGGGCGUCCUCGCCCCACGCCCGAAACCCGGUUUCCCGCCGCUCCCUCGAGCGUCGGGAGCCCAGCAGGCCUGGCCGAGGCGGGACCUUCGUCGCUCCAGCCCCCGUCCCCGCCUCCGCGCCUCCCCACCGCGCGAAGCUCUGGUUGGCUUGCUUUCCGACCAGACUUAGGGGCUAGCGUUUAGAAAAGUCUCGACCUCCUCCGGCCCGGUCCCAUCCUGAGAACUGUCUAAGGCUGUGAGUGUCCGGGAACCAGACCCGCUUGGAGGCCUCAGCCCUGACGUCCCGCGCCCACGCGGCAGAUCGGGCACUACGGCCCGGGAGCGUCUGGGAGAUGCGGAGCAGGAGCAAUUCCGGUGUCCGCUUGGACGGGUACGCGCGGCUGGUGCAGCAAACCAUCCUGUGUUACCAGAAUCCCGUCACCGGGCUACUGUCAGCCAGCCAUGAGCAGAAGGAUGCCUGGGUGCGGGAUAACAUCUACAGUAUCCUGGCCGUGUGGGGCCUGGGCAUGGCCUACCGCAAGAAUGCAGACCGCGAUGAGGACAAGGCCAAGGCCUACGAGCUGGAGCAGAACGUGGUGAAGCUGAUGCGAGGUCUUCUCCAGUGCAUGAUGAGACAGGUGGCCAAAGUGGAGAAGUUCAAACACACUCAGAGCACCAAGGACAGCCUGCACGCCAAGUACAACACCGCCACCUGCGGCACGGUGGUGGGCGAUGACCAGUGGGGCCACCUCCAGGUGGAUGCCACCUCUCUCUUCCUCCUGUUCCUGGCCCAGAUGACUGCCUCAGGCUUACGUAUCAUUUUCACCCUCGAUGAGGUGGCCUUCAUACAGAAUCUUGUCUUUUACAUAGAAGCUGCAUAUAAAGUCGCUGAUUAUGGAAUGUGGGAGCGUGGAGAUAAGACUAAUCAGGGCAUCCCAGAAUUGAAUGCAAGCUCCGUAGGAAUGGCCAAGGCAGCUCUUGAGGCAAUUGAUGAACUGGACCUUUUUGGAGCCCAUGGAGGACGCAAGUCAGUGAUUCAUGUUCUGCCGGAUGAGGUUGAGCACUGCCAGUCUAUUCUGUUCUCCAUGCUGCCAAGAGCAUCGACAUCUAAAGAAAUUGAUGCUGGACUUCUUUCCAUUAUUUCCUUCCCGGCCUUUGCAGUGGAAGAUGUAAACCUCGUAAAUGUGACCAAAAAUGAAAUUAUUUCUAAGCUCCAGGGGCGUUAUGGAUGCUGUCGCUUCCUUCGAGAUGGUUAUAAAACUCCAAGAGAGGACCCUAAUCGACUGCAUUAUGAUCCUGCUGAACUCAAGCUCUUUGAAAACAUUGAAUGUGAGUGGCCUGUGUUUUGGACAUAUUUUAUAAUAGAUGGAGUCUUCAGUGGUGAUGCUGUUCAGGUCCAAGAGUACCGAGAGGCCCUGGAGGGAAUACUGAUUAGAGGCAAGAAUGGGAUCCGCCUGGUGCCAGAACUCUACGCUGUCCCGCCUAACAAGGUAGAUGAAGAGUACAAGAAUCCUCACACGGUAGACCGAGUUCCUAUGGGGAAGGUCCCUCAUCUGUGGGGCCAAUCCUUGUACAUCCUCAGCUCGCUGUUGGCAGAGGGAUUCCUUGCCACUGGUGAAAUCGAUCCCUUAAAUAGAAGAUUUUCCACUUCAGUCAAACCUGAUGUUGUAGUACAAGUUACUGUUUUGGCAGAAAACAAUCACAUUAAGGACUUGUUGAGGAAACACGGGGUGAGCGUCCAGAGUAUCGCGGACAUUCAUCCAAUUCAAGUUCAGCCGGGCCGGAUUCUUAGUCACAUAUAUGCCAAGCUUGGACGAAAUAAGAAUAUGAAUUUGAGUGGGCGACCGUAUCGACAUAUUGGUGUCCUUGGAACCUCUAAACUAUAUGUGAUUAGGAACCAAAUCUUUACUUUUACACCCCAGUUCACCGACCAGCAUCACUUCUACCUGGCCCUCGACAAUGAGAUGAUCGUGGAGAUGCUAAGGAUCGAGCUGGCCUACCUGUGCACCUGCUGGAGGAUGACGGGCAGACCCACGCUCACCUUCCCCAUCAGCCGCACCAUGCUUACAAAUGAUGGCUCAGACAUUCAUUCUGCUGUGCUUUCCACAAUUAGAAAACUAGAGGAUGGAUAUUUUGGAGGAGCCAGGUUGUCUCCUCCCCACCCCCCAUUGUCUUUGCCAAUCUCUUUUGCGCUCUGCCUCUCACCCUUCCUCCUACCUGCGAAGGCCUGCACGGACCUGCUGUCGCACCAGAAGCAGCUCACCGUAGGCCUGCCGCCCGAGCCCCGGGAGAAGAUCAUCUCCGCGCCCCUUCCCCCGGAGGAGCUCACAAAACUCAUCUAUGAGGCCAGCGGGCAGGACAUCAGCAUCGCCGUCCUCACGCAGGAGAUUGUGGUUUACCUGGCCAUGUAUGUCAGGGCGCAGCCCAGCCUCUUUGUGGAAAUGCUGAGACUCCGGAUUGGACUGAUCAUUCAGGUGAUGGCCACGGAGCUGGCACGGAGCCUGAACUGCUCAGGAGAAGAGGCUUCUGAAAGUUUAAUGAACCUCAGCCCUUUCGAUAUGAAAAAUCUCCUGCACCAUAUUCUAAGUGGGAAAGAGUUUGGCGUUGAAAGAAGUGUGCGCCCUAUCCACUCCUCCACAUCCAGCCCUGCCAUCUCCAUCCACGAGGUGGGCCAUACUGGAGUCACCAAAACUGAGAGGAGUGGCAUUAACAGACUGAGGAGUGAAAUGAAACAGAUGACUAGGCGGUUUAGUGCUGAUGAACAGUUCUUUUCUGUGGGCCAGGCCACGUCCAGCAGUGUGCAUUCCUCCAAGUCUGCGAGGUCCAGCACCCCGUCCUCGCCCACUGGCACGUCAUCCUCAGACUCGGGAGGACAUCACAUCGGCUGGGGGGAGCGGCAGGGCCAGUGGCUGCGCAGGAGAAGGCUGGACGGGGCCAUCAACAGGGUCCCCGUGGGAUUCUACCAGAAGGUGUGGAAGAUCCUCCAGAAGUGCCACGGUCUCUCCAUCGAUGGUUACGUCCUCCCAUCCUCGACGACCCGAGAGAUGACCCCCCAUGAGAUCAAGUUUGCUGUCCAUGUUGAAUCGGUGCUGAACCGCGUGCCACAGCCUGAGUACCGGCAGCUGCUGGUGGAAGCCAUCAUGGUGCUGACGCUGCUCUCAGACACGGAGAUGACCAGCAUUGGGGGCAUCAUCCACGUGGACCAGAUUGUGCAGAUGGCCAGUCAGCUGUUCUUGCAGGAUCAGGUGUCGAUUGGAGCCAUAGACACCCUGGAGAAAGACCAAGCCACGGGAAUCUGCCACUUCUUUUACGACAGCGCUCCGAGUGGGGCUUACGGGACAAUGACCUACCUAACAAGAGCGGUGGCUUCUCAUUUGCAGGAAUUGUUGCCCAAUUCGGGCUGCCAGAUGCAAUAGGCUCUCACCUGGAAACAUGAUCACGCUCUAAACCUGUCACGGGCCCCCUAGCCUUAUUGGGAAGCUUCUGUCGCCCAAGAUCCCCUGUGCUAUCAGGAAAGCAUGUCCCAUCAGAAACACUCUCGGGGGGGCGAUGGCAGCACUCACCCUGAAACUGAUGUCUGUUGAAGCCACAGAGAUAGAGCUGAGGAUUCCUGUGCUCCCCGCCAAGGAUCACCCCGGGAUCAUUUUCUAGGUUCAUUUCUCUGGAACAUUUGUCGUAGCAUCUGGUCUCACGGACUCCGAGGAGGAAUUGGAAAUUGGUCUCUUUUGAGUGCAGAGGGAACCGAGGCGCCAGCUUAAAUUGGCUCUUGCAGAGAGUUACAGAAAUAGUUUCGAUGAGCUAGUGACACAUCCUAAAGAUGCAGAGAUCCUCCCGGCGGCAGUAGCCUUGACAAGGGCCACCUCUUCACAGGAUGCAGUCUGUCUGUGCACCAAACUGUUCACCAAAUAGAACGCUUGUGUCUCUCUCUGGAAUUGGGGUUUCCUUGUGCCUCGCUUGCUUUCAUAGCCUUCCAUUUUAUUGGCAACGGCUGCCUUCAUGUAACAUAAUUCUCUAUCCCCAAGGUUUAGAAAAUUCCGCUUCAUUCACCUUGGCUCAUGGGCUUCUAGGGUUUUUAUCCUGGCUGUCCAUGAACUAGGGUUUUCUCCUGCCUUAGGAAAAAUCCUGCAUCUUCUGGAAUCUAGGGGAAAAAAAAAAAAAAAGACAGCAAGGCUCCUCUUAUAGCCAGGCAAGCAGUUGUUUUAGGGCUAGGCCUGUGGUCCCCGCUUGUGUGGGGUGAACGCCUCCCAGUGGAUACUUUCCUCCCGUGGUCUGGGCGAGGUGUCAUAGGGUGAGCACAAGUCAGCAGUGCCAUGGAAAUGAACAGGCAUGUCUCCGCAGAAACAAUGCUUCCCUCUGAAAAACAGAGCCAGGCGAGGAACCUGCACCCUCUUGGUAGAGGCACUUUGGUCUUCUGUCUCUCAGGUGGGUGCAGUCGGGGGCAUCGAUUGGAGGGGAGCAAGGUCGAGUCAGGCGUCAGGGUCUGGCAAAUCUUUCGCCAAUGUCUUAGCAAUGGAGUUUCUCCGGGCAUUGUCUUACCUUGGGGGAAGGAAACUAACCAAGGGGAAAACAGUUUCUGUAAAUAAUAAACCCUGAAAGACAAA
Piliocolobus tephrosceles (Ugandan red Colobus) is the source of this 4908-nucleotide messenger RNA. It is a transcript of the gene PHKA2, whose product is annotated as phosphorylase kinase regulatory subunit alpha 2. Gene Ontology annotation, biological process: glycogen metabolic process. The transcript is spliced from 28 exons. The coding region runs from base 661 to 3723 and encodes 1020 amino acids. NCBI's taxonomy places the organism in Eukaryota, Metazoa, Chordata, Mammalia, Primates, Cercopithecidae. Gene Ontology annotation, molecular function: calmodulin binding. The record is from RefSeq and is a predicted model, not a curated record. Gene Ontology annotation, cellular component: phosphorylase kinase complex.